Messenger RNA from Pundamilia nyererei, 885 nucleotides. RefSeq names its product zona pellucida-like domain-containing protein 1. NCBI's taxonomy places the organism in Eukaryota, Metazoa, Chordata, Actinopteri, Cichliformes, Cichlidae. The record is from RefSeq and is a predicted model, not a curated record. The transcript has a single exon. The coding region runs from base 1 to 885 and encodes 294 amino acids.
AUGACCCAUGGCUGUGGAAGCAUAUUCAGGACCACCAGCGCUCCUGGGACAGGUAUAUUCUCUGACUUUUCCAGCAUUGAGACAAUGAACAUCAGUGGUGUGGUCCAGUCUUUUGAGCCCACAACAGGAAAAAUUUCCUACAAAACUGAGUUGAUGUACUACUAUUCCUGUUCCUACCCCUUAGAAUAUAUGAUCAACUACACCCAGCUUAAUGUGUCAGCCACCUCUAUCAUAGUCGAGGACAACAAUGGCAGUUUCAUCAGCACCUUGAGCAUGAAGCUGUUUAGUGAUGCCAACUACACCCAACCACUGGUAAUCCCACAGUGGGGAAUUGAACUGAGGACCGAUGUGUAUGUUGAGAUCAAGGCCACCAACCUCACACGCCAGUAUAAUGUCCUGCUGGACCGAUGCUAUGCCACCAUUUCCCCUCUGUCAUCCAACUCUAGCAUCUUCAACUUGUUUGUCUCCUGCUCUAAGGAUCAGUUCACAAACAUGAUUGAGAAUGGAGACAGCCAAAGAGCUCGCUUUAAGUUCCCAGCCUUCCGCUUCAUCGAACACGAGAAGGAGCCUGUGUCCACCUACUACAUCCACUGCGUCAUUCGUCUAUGUGAAAGGAGCACCUGCAGCACAUUCAAGCACUGUGCACAAAGAAUGAAGAGGAGCACCCUUGAUGCUUCUGAAGUGGGCAUAACCAAGGCUUACACCAUCAUCUCUCCAAAGAUCAUUACCAAAGCUGAAAAUGUUGAGUCCAAAGAGCAGCCAAUUGUUGUAGAAAAAUAUAAUUCUGAUGUCGGGCUCGGUGUGGGUGUUGGUGUCCUUGCCUUUGCUUUCUUAAUUGCUCUCAUUAUUGCAGCUGUGUUUUAUAAAAGGUUCAGGAAACAUUAG